Molecule: messenger RNA, 930 nt
Organism: Salvelinus namaycush (lake trout)
Lineage: Eukaryota; Metazoa; Chordata; Actinopteri; Salmoniformes; Salmonidae
Product: free fatty acid receptor 2-like
Exons: 2
Coding region: 1-930 (309 amino acids)
Biological process (GO): G protein-coupled receptor signaling pathway; cellular response to fatty acid
Cellular component (GO): plasma membrane
Molecular function (GO): G protein-coupled receptor activity
Source: RefSeq, a predicted model, not a curated record
AUGGUGUGGGUGAAAAGUGAGGUGAUUCUGUCCAUCUACAUCAUCACCUUCCUGAUUGGCUUGCCUGCCAACAUCCUGGCACUCUACGCCUUCAGCGUCAAGAUCCACAACAAGCCCACUCCCACAGACAUCUUCCUGCUCAACCUGAUUGUGUCCGACCUCCUCUUUCUUCUCUUCCUGCCUCUCAAGAUGUACGAGGCUGCCUCCGGCAUGCAGUGGUACCUGCCCGAGUUCCUAUGCUCCAUAACUUCCUACACCUUCUUCUCCACUAUCUACACCAGUUCUCUCCUGUUGAUGGCUGUCAGUGUGGUCCGGUACCUGGCGGUUGCCUUCCCCAUCACCUACCGCCAACUCCACAAACCUUUCUAUUCUGUGGUGGCCAGCACAAUCAUCUGGCUUCUCACCACUGCCCACUGCAGCAUCGUGUUCAUCAUCCAGCACCACCCGGACCUCUCCCAAAGCAACACCUCCGUCUUCUGCUACGAGAACUUCACCGAACAACAGCUGGCCAUCCUCCUCCCGGUGUGUCUGGAGUUCUUCGUCAUGCUCUGCUUGGUUCCUCUCAUGGUUUGCAUCUUCUGCUACCUCCGCUGUAUCUGGAUCCUGUACAUGCUCCCCAGGAUCAGCCCGGGCCAGAAGCAGAAGGCCAUCGGGAUGGCGCUGGGUACUCUGGCCGUCUUCCUUGUGUGUGUCUUUCCCUACAACUUCUGCCAUAUGCUGGGUUUCUUCACAGGCCGCAGCCCCCCGUGGAGGUACUACACCCUUCUGCUCAGCGCCUUCAACACUUGCCUGGACCCUAUCAUCUUCUACUUCUCCUCCUCCACCUUCCGCAUCACUAUCAAGAUGUCCAUCUGCAAGAUGCUGGGACUGCGACAGGGUCAGGCUGCGAUCCAAAGGGAAAGCACAAUAGCCGAUAUUGGCCAAGAGUAG